UGUAUAACUAGUGCCCAAUUGAAUUUCGAACAGUGAUGCCAUUUAUAGCGUAAAUAUCGUGCAAUAUAAUAAUAUUUUCUAAUGUUAUUACUGCAAAAAAAAGAACUUAUAAAUAGAUACCGCCCCAUAUAUAUUCGUGGUAAAUGUUCAGGGCAAUUUCGUAAAUUGGAAUUAAAAACACGAAUUUUAAGACAUUUCCCGUAAAAAUUGGUGAACGUUUUCGGAAAAGCCACUCUCCUGAACAUUUACCCGAAAACCAACUUUUAAAAUUCUAUAUUAAUAUAUGUAUAAUGUCCAGUAAUCAAGGAAAAUCUAUCAACAUUAUUAAAAAGAACAUUUCUCGAAAGUAUGAAGUUAAUCCUAACUUGAAAUUAAAAUGUGUAAAAAAUGGCACGGAUCGAAUCAAUCAUAUAGAGCUGGUAAAAGAGAAAGUUAAUAUUUGUUCUAAUGAAAGACAAUAUAAAACACCUCAAAUGAAUACUAUUUUGCGUGAAGUUAAUCAAAUUGAAAACGUUCAGUCUUUGCGCCCACAAGUAUUUAAAAAGGACAUCGAUUUAACACCACGAUCAAAAGCUGUAAUUGCUCCCAAGAUCACUCAAAGGCUCAACUUUAACACAGACCAAGUGGUGUUUAAAAAUCUUACACCAAUUAAUGUUAACGACACAAUAUUGAUUCAGAAGCAGUGCAGCGCAAAUCCCAAUAAAUACAAAAAGACUAACAAAACACCAUCGCCGGAUCUCUGUCAUUGGCUCAAUACUAUACCACCGUUGAAACACGAAAUACCCGAACCAGAAAUUGCUUUAGAGUUUUGUGACAUUGAAAUCGAUCCAUUUGAAAGUUAUCUUCAAUUGAUAAAUUGAUAUUUUUUAUUAUUUA
Bactrocera latifrons is the source of this 876-nucleotide messenger RNA. RefSeq lists its product as uncharacterized. The record is from RefSeq and is a predicted model, not a curated record. The transcript is spliced from 2 exons. The coding region runs from base 291 to 860 and encodes 189 amino acids. Lineage: Eukaryota; Metazoa; Arthropoda; Insecta; Diptera; Tephritidae.